AGGAGGCGGGAAAACAACAUCGCCGGCGUCAGUCAGAGAGACCCAAAGUGGCACAGUUCCCUGAAAGAGAAAAGAACAAAACCUUCGCUCGCUGAUUCGCUCUGUUUUAUCUGAAAAUCGCCAUGGGUAUCAAGGGUUUAACGAAGCUUUUAGCCGACAAUGCGCCAAGUUGUAUGAAAGAACAAAAAUUUGAGAGCUAUUUUGGUCGGAAAAUCGCCGUUGAUGCUAGCAUGAGCAUCUACCAAUUCCUUAUUGUGGUAGGGAGAACUGGGACUGAAAUGCUCACUAAUGAAGCUGGUGAAGUCACUAGCCAUUUACAAGGGAUGUUUAAUCGAACGAUUCGUCUUCUAGAAGCUGGGAUUAAGCCUGUAUAUGUUUUCGAUGGAAAGCCCCCGGAGUUAAAGAGACAAGAACUGGCAAAACGUUACUCCAAGAGAGCUGAUGCAACUGCAGAUUUGACUGGUGCAAUUGAGGCAGGAAACAAGGAGGACAUUGAGAAGUACAGCAAACGGACUGUCAAGGUGACAAAACAGCACAAUGACGACUGCAAAAGACUCUUGAGACUCAUGGGGGUGCCUGUUGUUGAGGCCACUUCCGAAGCUGAAGCGCAAUGUGCUGCACUUUGCAAGUCAGGAAAGGUUUAUGGUGUGGCUUCUGAAGAUAUGGAUUCCUUGACUUUUGGAGCUCCUAAGUUUCUUCGCCAUCUGAUGGAUCCUAGUUCCAGAAAGAUCCCUGUCAUGGAAUUUGAAGUUGCUAAGAUUUUAGAAGAGCUUCAACUUACCAUGGAUCAGUUCAUCGACUUGUGCAUAUUGUCAGGGUGUGACUAUUGUGACAGCAUCCGAGGUAUCGGAGGGCAGACUGCCCUAAAGCUCAUUCGCCAGCAUGGAUCUAUUGAGACCAUACUUGAAAAUAUAAACAAAGAAAGGUAUCAAAUACCUGAGGAAUGGCCAUAUAAUGAAGCUCGGAGACUUUUCAAAGAACCUGAUAUCUUAACAGAUGAAGAGCAGCUUGAUAUUAAGUGGACCUCUCCAGAUGAAGAGGGUAUAGUUCAGUUUUUGGUGAAUGAAAAUGGAUUCAACAUUGAUAGGGUAACAAAGGCCAUAGAGAAAAUUAAAACUGCGAAGAACAAAUCAUCCCAGGGCAGGCUGGAAUCAUUUUUCAAGCCAGUUGCUAACUCAUCCGUGCCUGCUAAGAGAAAGGGUACCAAAUGUUUGCUCCAGCAGUAUAAACCAGCUAUCAGCAAUAAAGUAUUUUCUCUACAUGCUUUUGGAUGGAACACCUCCAAUAAAAUUGCUAGCAUUAAGCUGUUCUCUCUACCUCGGGGUUCCGACCUGUCUGUUCAAGUGGCUGGAGGUGGCUUAGGCACAAGAAUUUAAAUAUCACGGAGAUCCCAGAGAGUACCACUAAAGGAGCAGCAAAUAAGAAAACCAAGGGAGGUGGUGGAAGGAAGAAGAAGUAAAUCACAAUUCAAGUUGUUCUAAGGCUGUAUAAGUUAGUACGCUUCUGCUGCAAAGAUCUCGGGAGAAGAUUGAUAAACUUUGAUGAUUUUCCUAGGGUUAAGUAGUCUGUUUGCUUUUUGUUUUACAACGUUUCCGAAACCUUCGUUAGUCUCUGCUUCCUCAAUGGUAGAAAAUUAGUAUGGUCUGGUCUUCUUUUGCAUCAUUGUGGUUUCGGUGAUGGCAUGAUCAUGAAUUUGCUUUUGACAAGGAAAAUGCUUGUGCUUGUGUA
Messenger RNA from Camelina sativa (false flax), 1728 nucleotides. RefSeq names its product flap endonuclease 1. Lineage: Eukaryota; Viridiplantae; Streptophyta; Magnoliopsida; Brassicales; Brassicaceae. Gene Ontology annotation, molecular function: 5'-3' exonuclease activity; DNA binding; 5'-flap endonuclease activity. The record is from RefSeq and is a predicted model, not a curated record.